GAAGCAUGAAAAGGAGACCUCCCAGUCCGUGUACAUGGCUGGACUUCUAGUUGGGGCUGCCAUCUUUGGACCUCUCUGUGACAGGAUUGGCCGCAGGCCCACCAUCCUCAUCUUGCUGAUCCUCCAUGCUGUGUUUGGCAUUGGGACAGCCUUCGUCCCUGACUUCUACUUCUACAUGGCUCUCCGGUUCGCUGUGGCCAUGGCAGUGGCUGGCUAUGCCAUCAGCAAUGUCACCUUGAGUGAGUGUCCCAGGCAGGUCCUCAGUUCCUCUGAGGAAGGCGACUAAAGGGACCCACUCUGACCUCCCUCCCACGUCUAGGGAUCCUUGUGGAUGAACUAGAGCAUCCCUCUCUGAAGCCUGGUCAUCAGAGCUGUUACAAGCAUUUAAGGAGAGUGGGAGGAGGAAGGGCAUCAACCUGGAGAUGGAGGUCACCUGUGGGUUCUCCAUCCUUUA
Gracilinanus agilis (Agile Gracile Mouse Opossum) is the source of this 454-nucleotide messenger RNA. RefSeq names its product solute carrier family 22 member 13-like. The transcript has 2 exons. Gene Ontology annotation, molecular function: transmembrane transporter activity. Gene Ontology annotation, cellular component: membrane. The record is from RefSeq and is a predicted model, not a curated record. Lineage: Eukaryota; Metazoa; Chordata; Mammalia; Didelphimorphia; Didelphidae. Gene Ontology annotation, biological process: transmembrane transport. The coding region runs from base 35 to 286 and encodes 83 amino acids.